UCUGGGGACCACGGGCUUCGCCUGGGAGCAAGUCAACACGUGGGAGAAGCCCAGCAUGGACGCCGCCAUUCCCACGGGCUCCUUCAUGGUGGUCAAUGCCUCUGGACGUGCCUCAGGACAGAAGGCUCACCUGCUCCUCCCGACGCUGAAGGAGAACGACACUCACUGCAUUGACUUCCACUACUCCCUGUCCAGCCGCGACGGCUCCAGCCCCGGGUCCCUCAACGUGUACAUCAAGGUGGACGGCGGUUCCCAAGGCAACCCUGUGUGGAACGCGUCCACGGUGACGGAGGGCUGGGUGAAGGCGGAGCUGGCCAUCAGCACCUUCUGGCCCAACUCCUACCAGGUGAUAUUCGAGGCGGUGUCGGUGCAAGGCCACCCUGGCUACCUGGCGGUGGAUGAAGUGCGAGUGCUGGCCCACCCCUGCCGUAAAGCGCCUCACUUCCUGCGACUGCAGAGCGUGGAGGUCAACGUGGGCCAGAACGCCACCUUCCAGUGCAUCGCCGGGGGCAAGUGGUCCCAUUAUGACAAGCUGUGGCUACAGCAGUGGAAUGGGAGGGACACAGCGCUGAUGGUGACGCGGAUGGUGAACCAGCGGCGCUUCUCGGCUACGGUCAGCGUGGUGGACACGUCUCAGAGAGGGGUCAGCAAGUACCGCUGCGUCAUCCGCUCAGACGGAGGCUCCGGCGUCUCCAACUACGCAGAGCUCAUCGUCAAAGCUCCACCGACGCCCAUCGCUCCCCCAGAGCUGCUGGCCGUGGGCGCCACCUACCUGUGGAUCAAGCCCAACGCCAACUCCAUCAUCGGGGACGGCCCCAUCAUGCUGAAGGAGGUGGAGUACCGCACCACCAAGGGCAACUGGGCCGAGACCCACAUCGUGGACUCGCCCACCUACAAGCUGUGGCACCUGGACCCGGACGUGGAGUACGAGAUCAAGGUUCUGCUGACCCGGCCAGGAGAAGGUGGCACGGGACCGCCUGGGCCACCCCUGGUCACCCGCACCAAGUGCGCUGAUCCGGUGCACGGGCCCCAGAGUGUGAACGUGGUGGACAUCCGCGCCAGGCAGCUGACCCUGCAGUGGGAGGCCUUCGGCUACGCGGUGACGCGCUGCCACAGCUUCAACCUGACGGUGCAGUACCAGUACGUGUUCAACCAGCAGGAGUUCGCCGCCGAGGAGCUCAUCCAGACCUCCACCCACUACACGCUGCGCGGCCUGCGGCCCUUCGUCACCGUCAAGCUGCGCCUGGUGCUGGCCAACGCCGAGGGCAGCAAGGAGAGCGAGGAGAUCGUCAAGCAGACCGAGGAGGACGUGCCUGGUCCGGUUCCCAUGGAGUCGAUUCAGACGGGACCUUAUGAGGAGAAGAUCUUCAUGCAGUGGAAAGCUCCCAACGAGACUAAUGGGGCCAUCACACUAUAUGAGAUCACCUUUAAGGCCCUGAACUCCCUUGACCCCAGCGCGGACCUCACCACGCAGCACGGGAGCGUGUUCAAGCUGCGGAACGAGACGCACCACCUCUUCGUGGGCCUCUACCCCGGCACCACCUACUUCUUCACCCUGAAGGCCCGCACCAGCAAGGGCUUCGGACCGCCAGUGACCACACGCGUGGCCACCAAGAUAGCAGCUCCCAUGAUGCCUGAGUAUGAGACAGACAUGCUGCUGAACGAGACGGACACCACCAUCACCGUGCUCCUCAAGCCCGCCCAGUCCAGAGGAGCACCGGUCAGUGCGUACCAGGUGGUGGUCCAGGAGGAGCGGAAGCAGAAGGUGCGUCGGGCGACGGAGGCGGUGGAGUGCUUCGCCGUGCCCAUGAGCUACCGCAACGCCUCCGUCCACAACUCGGCGCACUACUUCGCCGCCGAGCUGCCGCCCGCCACCGUGGCCUCCACCCACUCCUUCACCAUCGGGGACAACAAGACCUACAACGGCUACUGGAACGCCCCGCUCUCGCCCGCCAAGAGCUACAGCAUUUACUACCAGGCCCUGAGCAGAGCCAAUGGGGAAACUAAAAUCAACUGUGUCCGACUGGCUACUAAAGGUGCGUCCACCCAGAACUCCAACGCCGUGGAGCCCGAGAAGCAGGUGGACAGCACCGUCAAGAUGGCCGGCGUCAUCGCCGGGAUCCUCAUGUUCGUCAUCAUCCUCCUGGGCGUCGUGCUCACGUUCAAGAGAAGAAGAAAUGCGUAUUCCUACUCUUACUACCUGAAACUGGCCAAAAAGCAGAAGGAGACGGCCAGCAGCAGCACCCAGCGGGAGAUGGGCCCCGUGGGCACGGCCGACAAGAGCACGGGCAAGGUCAGCACCCUGCACAAGGACGACCCCUUCUCCACCAGCAGCCAGGACCUCAACGGCUUCUCCUCCUCCUCCCCCUGCUCCUUCUCUGUCCAGGGCAAAACUCUUCAAAGCAAAAGUCUCCUCAACUCCUACUACUCAGUGUCCAAAGAGCCGGUCCCUGCGACGGCGUCUCUAGACAGCAGCCACAGUGAGAUGGCCCAGCCCUCCCUGACCAUCCAGACGUACCCGUACGGCGGCUGCGAGUCGGUGGAGAUGUCCUACCAGGCGGGCCAGUUCCAGCCGGCCAUCCGCGUGGCCGACCUGCUGCAGCACAUCACCCAGAUGAAGUGCGGCCAGGGCUACGGCUUCAAGGAGGAGUACGAGGGUCUCGCUGAAGGGCAAACGGCGCCAUGGGAGACGGCCAAAAAGGACGAGAACCGCAACAAGAAUCGCUAUGGAAACAUCAUCGCUUAUGAUCACACCCGGGUCCGGCUGCAACCGUUGGAUGGAGACCCCCACUCGGACUACAUCAACGCCAACUACAUCGACGGCUACCACAGACCAAGACACUACAUCGCUACUCAAGGGCCCAUGCAGGAGACGGUGAGGGAUUUCUGGAGGAUGAUUUGGCAGGAGAAUUCCGGCAGCAUCGUCAUGGUUACCAACUUGGUGGAGGUGGGCAGGGUGAAGUGCGUGCGCUACUGGCCCGACGAGACCGAGGUCUAUGGGGACAUCAAAGUGACGCUGAUCGAGACCGAGCCGUUGGCCGAAUACGUCAUCCGCACCUUCACCGUCCAGAAGAGCCACCAUGAGAUCCGAGAGAUUCGGCAGUUCCACUUCACCAGCUGGCCCGACCACGGCGUGCCCUGCUACGCUACUGGCCUCCUGGGCUUCGUGCGCCAGGUCAAGUUCCUCAACCCUCCAGACGCCGGACCUAUCGUGGUCCACUGCAGUGCCGGCGCUGGACGAACAGGCUGCUUCAUCGCCGUGGACAUCAUGCUGGACAUGGCGGAGAACGAGGGGGUGGUGGACAUCUUCAACUGCAUCCGUGAGCUGCGCUCACAGAGGGUCAACAUGGUGCAGACAGAGGAGCAGUACGUGUUUGUCCACGACGCCAUCUUGGAAGCCUGCCUGUGUGGGAACACGGCCAUCCCCGUGUGUGAAUUCAGAGCCAUAUACUAUAACAUCAGCAGAAUAGACCCGCAGACCAACUCCAGCCAGAUCAAGGACGAGUUCCAGACGCUGAACAUCGUGACUCCUCGGGUGCGUCCGGAGGACUGCAGCGUGGGCCUGCUCCCUCGUAACCACGACAAGAACCGCAGCAUGGACGUGCUGUCCGCCGACCGCUGCCUGCCUUUCCUCAUCUCCGUCGACGGCGAGUCCAGCAACUACAUCAACGCUGCCCUCAUGGAUAGCCACAAACAGCCAGCAGCCUUCAUUGUGACCCAGCAUCCCUUACCCAACACCGUGGCCGACUUCUGGAGGCUGGUGUUCGACUACAACUGCUCCUCCAUCGUCAUGCUGAAUGAGAUGGACGCCGCUCAGCUUUGCAUGCAGUAUUGGCCGGAAAAGAGCUCCUGCUGUUACGGUCCCAUCCAAGUGGAGUUCAUCUCCGCAGACAUCGACGAGGACAUCAUCAACCGAAUUUUCAGGAUUUGCAACAUGGCACGGCCACAGGACGGCUACCGGCUGGUGCAGCACUUCCAGUUCCUGGGCUGGCCGGCGUACCGCGACACCCCGCUGUCCAAGCGCUCCAUUCUGCAGCUGGUGCGGAGACUGGCCAAGUGGCAGGAGCAGUACGACGGAGGCGACGGCCGCACUGUGGUCCACUGCCUAACCGGCGGAGGACGGAGCGGAACAUUCUGUGCCAUCUGUAGCAUCACGGAGAUGAUCCAACAGCAGAACAUUGUAGACGUGUUCCACACAGUCAAGACCUUGCGGAACAACAAGUCCAAUAUGGUGGAGACUAUGGAGCAGUACAGGUUCUGUUAUGAGGUGGCCCUGGAGAGUCUCAACUCUUUCUGAGAAAGUGAGAGAGAGUUUGAAGAGACACUGACCCUCUUACUCAUGUUGAACACUCAACGUUGUACAGAAGCACGCUGAAGAGGCCACUGCUCUGAGAAACUGUUCAAAUAGAGAGACCAUGCUCCUGUUGGACGAGACAUGGCGUCUGAUUUUAUGUUGCAGGAUAAACAAUCUACAUCCACUAAGGAGAAAAAAAAUAAAGAUAAAAAAAAUACAAACCUUUCAACAAAAAAAAAUGGACACUUACACUACACUUGUUUUCUCUUCUCUUAUCUCCAUGUCCAGCACCACGUGUGUAUUCUGGACUAUGAUGUGAUAUUGUACAGUACUUUUUAGAUAUAUACCUUGAAUGUUCCCAUCUGUGUAAAGACAACUAGACUAAUGACUAAAGUGUAUACAUUACCACAAAGAAGCGCUCUGGAUGCCAUAAGGGGUGAACCAAAAAGACUAUAGUUGAGCAAUGUACAGCUUCCCAAGGGAAAAUGAAGCUCAAUUAAAAUUUGAACAAGUGAAAAAACAUGCCUAAUCACAAAUAUUUUUCUUAUUAUAAUGCUUUUGUGGUUCCUAAAAUAUGAAGUCAUGGCAUACGUUUUGUGCUUACACCCAAACGCACAUGUUUUUUUUUUAUUGUUAUUAUUAUUAUUAAGGGGAUUUGAAUAGUUGUUUGUAUUGUUUUUGUUUGUUUUUUGGUUUGUUUUUUGGUUUGUGUCUGCUUUUAAUUUCAUAUGUCAGUAUUGUGGUAUGGCCACCUAUGCCAAGCUUGAGUAAUGUUGCUAGUGUGGAUUUGCUGCAUCGCAAGUGUAAAGGUGGUUGAAGCUUUACUAUCCCCUAACUAUUGAGACGCCACAGGCAGUGAAAGGUCAUGCCAUUUUUUAGAUACAUCACGAUUUUGUCUUGGUCAUUUUGCACUUUAUUUUACACAUCCUUACCUCCAGUACUGAGCAUUUACAGAAAAAAGGCAAGCCGUGUCAUGUGAUUGCUAGUGCCAAUUGAUAUCGCACAGAAACACUCAACACUCAACCGGAACAAGACUAUAGGUUCAAGAUAACUACUGGUACUAAGGUAGGGAGACGUGAGGUAAGAAUACUUGAUUUGACUUUAACUCCCAUUCAUAUCAGAUGAGAAAAGAGGAUACGCAACCCAAAAGAAAAAAACAAAUCUCAAAACCUGUCACUUUUUUUCUACCCAGCGAUGAAGAAAUUAUCAUCUUGCGAUUGGAACGCAAGCUCUCGAGUGACCUUUGCACGCUAACCGUGUUUUGACUGUGUUCUCUGUAUAUGGAACAGUUUUUGUACAGUAAUGUUCCAGGUUUGUCCUUAGAAUGUUUUGCUCAAUAUAUACAGUACAGCUUGUCUAAGGUUAGGAAAUGGAAACUGAUCUUUCGAAGAAAAAAAAAAACAGUUGGUAUUCUGAAUUCUGGACACUGUGAAUGAUAAUACUCUGAAGAAUAGAGAAAUGAUUUAAGAUAGGUAUUUGAAAGUGUGGAUGCACUCUUUUUUCUGUCCUUCAAAUUUUCAUACUGUGUCUCCACUGCCUGAAUUAUAUUUUUAUUUUCCUUCUAUCUUUUUGUUGUAUUUGAACUUUUUUUUUUUUUUUUGUCUAGCAAAGUGAUAUUUAGCAUUGGUGAUUUACUUGCCAUGGUUGUUCUGUUGUUUGGAAUUGUGGUAACAUCAAUAAAGGGACCAAAAUGUUG
This is a messenger RNA of Sardina pilchardus (European sardine), 5990 nucleotides long. It is a transcript of the gene ptprt, whose product is annotated as protein tyrosine phosphatase receptor type T. Gene Ontology annotation, cellular component: membrane. Bases 56 to 4297 code for a protein of 1413 amino acids. Gene Ontology annotation, molecular function: protein binding; protein tyrosine phosphatase activity. Lineage: Eukaryota; Metazoa; Chordata; Actinopteri; Clupeiformes; Clupeidae. Gene Ontology annotation, biological process: protein dephosphorylation. The transcript has 32 exons. The record is from RefSeq and is a predicted model, not a curated record.